AUGGAGAGCUCUUCGGGGAUCGCAUCUCUUGCGGAGAUACACGUCCCACCAUACUCUCGGUUGCUGCCUAAUUCGUGUUGCCCGGACAAGGAUUUGGUUGUGGUCUUUUCGACACUUGGCGGCAAAGAUCGCAUGAGCCUGUGGAAAAUGCAGGGCUCCAAGAAAUGGGAUGUCGACAUUGAUCUGGGACUUGCUGUAGACGAGAUGAUAGUUGACAUGACAUGGAGUCCCGACUGCCAGAUGAUUGUUCUCAUACACGAUCCGCCGCGUAUCACCUGCCACUCCAUCCAAACGGGGAAGAUAGAGCGAGAAAUACCGCUAGCUGAUGACUUUGACCCAAUUGCAAGCCUUACUGGCGUUUGGUGGUUCACAGAGGAGAAGGCGCCGACUACCGCGAUACCGGAUAUCUUCAAGCGUUCCGGCGUACAGGCUGGGACGACAUUAUCUCUCCUUAGAAUGCUCCCCCUACUUGAUAACAUCACGGAAACAGCUCGCUCGACAGGUAUGCCAGAUGCGUUCGGCUUCCGAACGACUCAAACAAAACCAGCCGCUGAAAAGCUCCCCGAUGCGUUCACGUCCUGGCCUACAUUACCAACAGACCAGCUCUCGGCAUCAAUACAAACACCGAAGAAAGCACGGGAACUUCAGGACGAAGGUCUGGAUGAGAGUGACGACAUCAUUAUGGACAGUACACUCGUCGUUGUGGAUGACUCGGGCUCCAUGCAGGUUUUUCUUGAUGGCACUUACCCUCUGGGCCUCAUCAGAGUCGAUCCUGACUCCAGUACCGCGUCUCUGGUGAAACCCUCAGGCUCGCGAGCUCUAUUGGCCUUCCAAUCUCAUAUGGACGUCAGUGCGUCGCACUCAUUCUCAUCGCUGUUACCGACCGAGAUCACUCUCACGCUACUAUCUUCGCGGAUACCCCGCGACGUAGCCCGUCUGUCUUCGACUGCACAUCAGCUGUGUAUGUAUGCGUACAGGGUCGUAGAAGAUCUUCGGGUUGUAUGGAUGGGUGUUGGAUCUCAGUCUGGGGCCAGAAAUCCUAGCUUGAGAUGGCUCCAGAGAUUGGCGGAGCUUCAGCCGGGAUAUUACGGUCCAAUGAGUAUGGAUUGGGCGAAAAUUGAUCUUCUGCAACUGCUUGCCGCCGAACGGUCAACCGAGCCUGUCAGCGAUUUCAUCGGAGCGGGAGAGCAGAUGAGCGACCGAGGGCUCUCGAAAUGGGAAACCAAUGUCACAAGCGCGCUGAUCAAAUUACGAGAUCAGUCCGAGCAGCGCAUCGCGCCGGCCUGUCAGCGUCUUCACCUCGUAUUGGAGGAAGUUCUGGGCCUAUCGCAGUUACCCCACGCGUACGGACUGUUUCAGUUGCACACAGAAGAGCUCCACGAAUGCUUGAACAUGGUGGCGCAAACCAUCACCACGGCAAGCUGGCUGUCUUCCGUUGCUCGGCGAGAACUGGCCCGGUUCAAGGAGUUCAUGCGAUGGCUACGUUUCGAGAUAAACAAUGUCUCCGCUCAAGAAAAUCACGUUCUUCAACCGCGCCACGAUUUCCUUGAAGUGAUGAGUUAUAUUUGCCAUGGUUUGGUUGACAGUCCUAUCGACAGAUGGUUCAGCGGAGAGCCGCCUACUACGCUUCUACCCAUGAAGCCGACCGACGGGACCGAUCUGGAGGAGAUCAUGCGCACUGCUCACGGUGCAUUAUCGGAUCCCAACGAAAUCAAGCUGAACCGUCGCGUUCGCCCGUACAACCUCAAUGAUAAAGGGAGAAACAUGCAUGACCUGCUCCUUGGUUUAGCCGACAGGUGCAGCAUGCUUUUCAAACGCGCCGCUAACGGCACUGCGCGCUCGGUCAUACUUUCAACGCCACAGCCUACAAACACGCCGGCAGAGAGAACGAACCUGAUCAUUCACGAGCAUAUGAUCGUCGGCGCUGAACAGGGUGCCUUCACGCAGUUAUUGGCCGCAUAUGCGCCGAAUGACGGACUAGCUUGCUUAUGCAUCCUCCGCCUACAGUAUCAUCGUGAUGCGAUGCCGACGCUUCAUCAUCUCGUGCUUGAGUGUCAACACGAGGGUGAUAUCAUUGACCUGCUGGGCUUCGAAUUCUUCGACGACGAGUCUCUCGUUGCCGUUUAUCGUCAUAGGGAUCAAGAGCAAACAUGGCUAGGUCUUAUCAACUUCACCGCGGUGGGCCAGCAGUUCGUUGCGACAGAAGAAACGUUGGAAGGCAUAGCGCGGGAGGAAAUCGCGUGGCGUACUAUGCAGCGUUGGAGGUCCGGUGAGUUUGCUAGCUCGGCGAUACGGCUCGCACGCUGGCGCGCAAUGACGGCGUGUCGCGGUGAAGAUUUCCAUCUGGCUGUGAAUGGACGAAAGGGCCGAAGAAUUGCGUGCGUGCUGGACUUGGAAUCAAACACGAUGGAGACGCUAGACCUUGCUGCGGACGAGGACGAGACGGAGGACGGAGAGGAAGACGGUGAUGGCGACGGCGACGAGAAUGACGACGCGUAG
Messenger RNA from Peniophora sp. CBMAI 1063, 2499 nucleotides. Lineage: Eukaryota; Fungi; Basidiomycota; Agaricomycetes; Russulales; Peniophoraceae. The record is from the annotation of a GenBank genome assembly.